GCGUCUAACUGUGUGUACAUAGACUGCCACUCCACGCGACCUGGUAGGUCACUUAUCCCUGUGUUGACCCAGAUGUCUCGACUCAGUAUAAUGGCGGACUAUAUUAUCAGAGAUGCCCGAGUUGAAGAUUGUGGCGAGAUAUUCCUAAUGUUAAAGGAACUCCAUGAACAUCUCAAGGUCCUGGACCACAUGACGCUGGAAGAGGAGGCUCUGAAGAACGAUGGCUUCGGUGAAGACAAAUUCUUUCAAUGUAUCGUGGCCGAAGAGAAACCGUCGGGAGAAGAUAAGCCAGCACUGGUAGGGUACUUGUUGUACUUCUGGGCGUACACCACCUCCGCAGGCCGAAUGAUGGUUGUACAGGAUUUUUAUGUUCGUCAAACCUACAGGACGCAAGGGACGGGCUCGGCACUGUGGGCCCAUGCCACCAAGGUUGCCCUAGAGAAGGGAUGCAGGAAAGUAGAGUGGAUAGUCCACGAUUGGAACGUACAGGCAAUAAAGUUCUACAAGAAGUUGGGAGGUGUGGAUAUGUCUAAGGGCGAAGGUUGGCUGGUGUACAGGCUUGAUGUUAAUGCCAUGAGAUCUGUAGUAGCCACAGACACAGUAAACAAACAGUAACGUGCAGACAGAACACCCCCUUCAGGAACUCCGUGUUCAGUCAUGUGUGGAGUGACGAAUGUUCCUUACACACAUCGUUCACAGUGUGUUGAACAGGUUCAUGUGUGGUAUUACUCUUCGUAUAGACGUGUUUGGGGAGCACAUUAGACAGUACAUCAGUAAGCGUAAAAUUAAUGCAUUAAUGAUUUGUAAAUAUAUGUAGAGGCUGGAUAUUUUGCCCCAGUUCUGAAUACCCGGCUUUUUACAAAUUGUAAAAUAGGGGGCUCAAGGUACGGGUUCUAUGGAUUCCACAGCAACAGCUUUUAGCCAAUCACCUGGGGCCAUGUGGUCACAUGACAAGGACAUGUUUACAUCCGGUGCAGCCAUUUUGUAAUGCAACCGGAAGAGUGCUGAAGAGUGCUGAGGAUAGCCGAACAUAACCAAAAAAUAAGAUGUGCAUCCCAGUGCAGAGAUCAAGAGUCGCCAGUGGGCGGGUUUGCCCCUAAAUACUUUCAGAUUGUACCAGGGUGCUUUGAUUGAGCACAUGGUUUAGAAACAAAGACAAUGAUACAGCCACGUUUGAAGU
Haliotis rufescens (red abalone) is the source of this 1180-nucleotide messenger RNA. RefSeq names its product thialysine N-epsilon-acetyltransferase-like. The transcript is spliced from 5 exons. The coding region runs from base 73 to 615 and encodes 180 amino acids. Lineage: Eukaryota; Metazoa; Mollusca; Gastropoda; Lepetellida; Haliotidae. The record is from RefSeq and is a predicted model, not a curated record. Gene Ontology annotation, molecular function: N-acetyltransferase activity.